AUGGCAGUAUGUCUUCCCUCUUUAUCGGAUCUGAGUGCAGAACCUACCCUUAUGGAAAUCAACCAGGAGCUUCGGUUGCAGCUGGCAAAGUACAAGCAGGACUUCAGAGACCUCACAGAGAAAUUCCUCAUAUCCCAAGCUACUGCUUACUCCCUGGCCAACCAGCUACAGAAAUACAAGUGUGAAGCAUGUAAGGACAUCGUUGAAUCCGUGCUGGGGGAGAAGCUGCUGUUUGAGGUGCGGAGGCCAGCAGAGAAGCCGGCAGAGAAGCCAACGCUUGAUGAAAGGCUGAGGACGUGUGACACCCUAAUCCGAAGUCAGGCAAGAGAGCUGACCCAGUUACGGCAGACACUACAGCAUGGGAAAGAUGACUCUGUCCUGCUCAAGCAGCACCUCAAGGACCUCCUCACCCACAAUGACCAGGGCAGCCACCAAGGGCAGGGCUUCCGAGAGAGACUGUCUGAGGGAUACCGACUGGCAGAGCGCAUUGCCUGCAAGCUCAGCCCAGUGGGUGAAGUGACUGAAUCUGACUGGACAUUUCUGAUUUUGUUUGCGGAAAUUUAUGAAGAUGACGACGAUGAACAAGCACAAGAAAAACUAACCCCCAGUGUGAACUUGCAGGAUGAUGAAAAGAAGGUGGUGUUCCAGCAGUCCCAGGAUGAAUGUGUUUCAGUACCUUCAACUCUCCAGGAAGAUUCUGCCUGCAACCAGCCUUACAGUGAUGGAAAAUUUGCAUUUGAUGAAGAGAAUGUGGCAUCUGCCAUGGAUGGAGCCUGUGGCUGCUCUCACGCUGAAGAGGAUGAAAUUCCAACUGGUCUCCCAGAAAACCAGAAUGAUCACGAUGACGUGAAAGGACCAGAGGUGGUUACCCCGAGGAGCAAUGCCAUCUUCUCCCUUGAGGACGUGGAUGUCUCUUAUGCCCGGGAUGUAACCAGUGACAUCAUGGAAGACUGUCACUGGGGCCCUGUGAGUUUCCCAGGGUCUGAGGUGCCAACUUCACAGGCACAGCUUCAGAAAAGCACCCCCAUGACUGAUUGUCUGCAGCGGCAGCUGGACCAGCAUUUCGACUGUGGUGACAGCAAAGCCGUGCUUGGUCUUUCUUCCACCAUCUGGGACUUAACCUCCAACUCUGAUUCUGGAAACCAAGGACCACUCUUUCUAGAGCUGGGUGCUUCCAUCAGCAUGAAGAACCCUCCCAAGCUGGAAG
Messenger RNA from Capra hircus (goat), 1207 nucleotides. Its product is annotated as putative neuroblastoma breakpoint family member 5. The annotation marks the transcript as partial. Lineage: Eukaryota; Metazoa; Chordata; Mammalia; Artiodactyla; Bovidae. The transcript is spliced from 9 exons. The record is from RefSeq and is a predicted model, not a curated record.